This is a messenger RNA of Odocoileus virginianus texanus, 4549 nucleotides long. It is a transcript of the gene PCDH12, whose product is annotated as protocadherin 12. Gene Ontology annotation, cellular component: plasma membrane. Gene Ontology annotation, biological process: homophilic cell-cell adhesion. NCBI's taxonomy places the organism in Eukaryota, Metazoa, Chordata, Mammalia, Artiodactyla, Cervidae. Gene Ontology annotation, molecular function: calcium ion binding. The record is from RefSeq and is a predicted model, not a curated record.
UCAGGCUCUCUGCUUACUUGGCCACAGCAGGGGCUCCCCUCCCCUCAGCGGCUGCCUUGCCACAUGGACAGCACCUUCCCAUCCGGCCUGUCCCCAGCCGCAUCCUCCUCAGCGGCAGGCCACUCAGCUUCACGGAAACUCUCUUUCUCUAAUUGGCAUAGAAACUCACAGCCCUCCCUUUUCCUGUAGGUGGGGUUUCCAUAGGAAAAAGCUGCUUCUCUGUUUCCCUGGCCUAGCAACUGUUUGGAAGUCAGAUCCCCACAUCCUGCUUCACUGGGUCAAGUCCCUCUUGGACCGACUCUUGUCCAUCACUGGCUGACGGGGACCCACAGUGCCCCUGUACCGGGCCUCCCCUGGUAAUUUUACCUCAUCGGUCCUUGCACCUCUCACAUCUCUUCUGAUGAAGAUGGCCUUUCUUUCUGUUAGUUCCAUUAGCUAAUGAUGGGACAAGGCUGUGCUAACAGGGCUGGGGGCAGGAGAACGGGGCUAAUCAAGCCCCUCAGGAAACACUGGAGGACUUGCCCAGCCCGAAGGUCUCUAGCGGUUUCUGGAUCUAGCGCACUCUGGCGGUAAGCAUGAUGCGACUUCUGUCACUUCUUCUGGGACUUUUGGGGCCAGGUGGCUACUUGUUCCUUUCAGGGGAUUGUCAGGAGGUGGCCACUCUCACUGUGAGAUAUCAGGUGGCAGAGGAGGUACCGGCUGGCACCGUGAUAGGGAAGCUGCCUCAGGAACGGGGCCGGGAGGAGGGGCCUGGCCAAGCUCGAGCUGCCUUCCAGGUCCUACAGCUGCCCCAGGGACUCCCCAUCCAGGUGGACUCUGAGGACGGCGUGCUCAGCACAGGGAGGCGGUUGGACCGGGAGCAGCUUUGCCGGCAGCAGGAUCCCUGCCUGGUAUCCUUUGACGUGCUGGCCACAGGGGAGCGGGCGCUCAUCCACGUGGAGAUCCAGGUGCUGGACAUCAAUGACCACCAGCCGCAGUUUCCCAAAGGUGAGCAGGAGCUGGAGAUCUCUGAGAGCGCCUCUCUGCGCACCCGGAUCCCCCUGGACAGAGCCCUGGACCCGGACACUGGCCCCAACACCCUGCACUCCUACACCCUGUCUCCCAGCGAGCACUUCGCCCUGGAUGUCAUUGUGGGGCCCGAUCAGACAAAACACGCGGAACUGGUGGUGGUGAAGGAGCUAGACCGGGAAAUCCACUCAUUUUUUGAUCUGGUGUUAACUGCCUAUGAUAGUGGGAAUCCCCCCAAGUCAGGCACCAGCUUGGUCAAGGUCAGCGUCCUAGACUCCAAUGACAAUAGCCCUGUGUUUGCUGAGAGCUCACUGGCCCUAGAAAUCCAAGAAGACGCUGCCCCUGGUACUCUCCUCAUAAACCUGACAGCCACAGACCCUGACCAAGGCCCCAAUGGGGAGGUGGAAUACUUUCUCAGUAAGCACGUGCCUCCGGAGGUGCUGAACACCUUCAGUAUUGAUGCUAAGACGGGCCAGGUGACUCUGCUCCAGCACCUAGACUAUGAGAAGAAUCCGGCCUACGAAGUGGAUGUCCAAGCAAGGGAUCUGGGUCCCAAUCCCAUCCCAGCCCACUGCAAGAUUCUCAUCAAGGUUCUGGAUGUCAAUGACAAUGUCCCAAGCAUCCACAUCACGUGGGCCUCCCAACCAUUGCUGGUGUCCGAAGCUCUUCCCAAGGACAGUUUCAUUGCUCUCAUCAUGGCCAAUGACCUGGACUCAGGAAACAAUGGUCUGGUCUACUGUUGGCUGAGCCAAGAGCUGGGCCACUUCAGGCUGAAAAGGACCAAUGGUAACACAUACAUGCUGCUAACCAACGCCACACUGGACAGAGAGCAGUGGCCCCAAUAUACCCUCACUCUGUUGGCCCAAGACCAAGGACCCCAGCCCUUAUCAGCCAAGGAACAGCUCAGCAUUCAGAUCAGUGAUGCCAAUGACAAUGCACCUGUGUUUGAGAAAAGCAGGUACCAGGUCUCCACUAGGGAAAACAACCUACCCUCUCUUCACCUCAUCACCAUCAAGGCCCAUGAUGCAGACCUGGGUGUUAACGGGAAAAUCUCAUACCGCAUCCAGGACUCCCCAGUUUCUCACUUGAUAGCUAUUGACUCAGAAACAGGCGAGGUCACCGCUCAAAGGUCACUGGACUAUGAACAGAUGGCAAGUUUUGAGUUCUUGGUGAUUGCAGAGGACAGUGGGCAGCCCCAGCUCACAUCCAGUGUCUCUGUUUGGGUCAGCCUCCUGGAUGUCAAUGAUAAUGCCCCAGAGGUGAUUCACCCCAUACUGAGUAAUGGGAGAGCCAGCCUCUCGGUGCUUGUAAAUGCCUCCACAGGUCAUUUGCUGGUGCCCAUUGAGAAUCCCAAUGGCCUGGGCCCAGCGGGCACUGACAUACCACUACAGGCCACCCCCAGCUCUCGGCCGUUCCUUUUGGUAACUAUCAUAGCAAGAGAUGCAGACUCGGGGGCAAAUGGAGAGCUUCUCUACACCAUUCGGAGUGGGAACGAAGCCGGUGUCUUUGUCCUCAGCCCCCACCUGGGGCAGCUGUUCAUCAACCUCACCAAUGCCAGCAGCCUCACUGGGAGUGAGUGGGAGCUGGAGAUUGUGGUGGAAGACCAAGGCAGCCCCUCCUUGCAGACCCGAGCCCUGCUGCAGGUCUUGUUCGUCACCAGUGUGGACCACUUGAGGGAUUCAGCUCAUGAGCCAGGGGCCCUGAGCACAUCGGUACUCACGGUGAUUUGCCUGGUCGUACUGCUUGCCGUCUUUGGGUCGAUCUUGGCUCUGAUCACGUCUAUCUGCCGGACGGAGAAAAAGGACAACAGGGCCUACAACUGUCGGGAGGCUGAGUCCACCUACCGUCACCAGCCCAAGAGGCCCCAGAAACACAUUCAGAAGGCGGACAUCCACCUUGUGCCUGUGCUCAGGGGCCAGGUGGAUGAGCCUGGCGAAGUCGGGCAGCCCCCCAAGCAUGUGGGCGAGGAAGCAAUGAUGGAAGCAGGCUGGGACUCCUGCCUGCAGGCCCCCUUUCAUCUCACACCGACUCUGUACAGGACUCUGCGUAACCAAGGCAACCAGGGAACGCUGGCCGAGAGCCGAGAGGUGCUGCAGGACACUGUUAACCUCCUUUUCAACCAUCCCAGGCAGAGGAACGCCUCCCGGGAGAACCUGAACCUUGCCGAGCCCCAGCCUGCUGUAGGCCAGCCCCGCUCAAGGCCCCUGAAGGCUGCGGGCAGCCCCACAGGAAGAGUGCCUGGAGACCAGGGCAGUGAGGAGGCCCUGCAGAGCCCGCCAGCCUCCUCUGCAACCCUGAGGCGGCAGCGGAAUCUCAAUGGUAAAGUAGCCCCUGAGAAAGAGUCAGGCCCCCGUCAGAUCCUGCGGAGCCUGGUCCGGCUGUCUGUGGCCGCCUUUGCGGAGCGGAACCCUGUAGAGGAGCUCACCGUGGAUUCGCCUCCUGUUCAGCAAAUCUCCCAGCUGCUGUCCUUGCUGCAUCAGGGCCAAUUCCAGCCCAAACCAAACCACCGGGGAAAUAAGUACUUGGCCAAGCCUGGCAGCGGCAGGAGUACAAUCCCAGACACAGAUGGCCCAGGCACCAGGGCUGGUGGCCAGGCAGAACCAGACCAGGAAGAAGGACCCCUGGACCCUGAAGAGGACCUUUCUGUGAAGCAGCUGCUAGAAGAAGAGCUGUCAAACCUCCUGGACCCCCACACAGGCCUGGCCCUGGACCGGCUGAGCGUCCCCGACCCGGCCUGGAUGGCAAGACUUUCUUUGCCCCUCUCCACCAACUACCGUGACAACGUGUUCUCCCCGGACUCUGCGACCUCGGAGGAGCCCAGGACCUUCCAGACAUUCGGCAAGGCGCCCGAGCUGAGCCCUACAGGCACGCGGCUGGCCAGCACCUUCCUGUCGGAGAUGAGCUCGCUGCUGGAGAUGCUGCUAGAGCAGCGCCCCGCCGUGCCGGUGGAGGCCGCCUCCGAGGUGCUGCGGCGGCUCUCCGUCUGCGGGAGGACCCUCAGUCUAGACCUGGCCACCAGCGGGGCCGCGGGCUCCGAAGGCCCCACGGGCCUAGCUGGAAACAAGGGGACGGAGAGCAGGACCAGCUGUGGCAGCAGCAGCAGCAGGGGCCAGUGGAUCCAGGAACCGGGGACCCCGGGAGAUAUUAGGAAGCCCAGGCCCUGAGGAUUCUGGGACAGGAACUGGUGUCUAAUCUUGGAACUCACUGACCAGAGGUGGCCUGAGAACUUUAGGGUGACGGAGGCUGCCCCACAGAGCAGGCGGGAGCCCCAGGACAAAGAGCUGGCUGACCAAAGCAACCCGAUGUUAAGUGCUGGCUCUACCGGUGGAAUUUUUGGAGGAGGGAGGCAGUUUGUGGCUAAGUGUUUGCUGGCAAAACACAUGGAAGAAGAGCACAGAGGGUUAAUCCUCUUUGCAAAACAGAUGCCAAGGAGCAUCCCAAGCAGGAAGGAGGGCCUGGUUGCACACUGGAGGGUUGGGGACUGGAUCCUGGGGCACCAGGCAAAGCUCUCUGACCUACUAAUAAAGGAAAAGUAGUGGGU